Molecule: messenger RNA, 3656 nt
Organism: Salvelinus namaycush (lake trout)
Lineage: Eukaryota; Metazoa; Chordata; Actinopteri; Salmoniformes; Salmonidae
Product: arf-GAP with Rho-GAP domain, ANK repeat and PH domain-containing protein 3-like
Exons: 20
Coding region: 201-3656 (1151 amino acids)
Molecular function (GO): GTPase activator activity; protein binding
Source: RefSeq, a predicted model, not a curated record
GGCUUCCUCUGCUGCUCAAGUCCGGAGCGGUCCCGGUCACAACUGAAAAACCCGAAGGAUUCAAGUAUUUAGAUGUUGCAUUGAGAUAACAACCUACGCACAUCGAAACACAGCAAAAGAUGGAGUGGAGUCUCUCUGUGUAGGUCCAUGAUGGCUGUCGUCUUGACCACAGCAGCUGAAGGCCCCCUCCAAGCCCAUGUAUGUACGUUGUUAUGGCAACAGUAGAUGGAAACACGGACGUUGAGACCCUGUUGGCUGCGAUCCACCUGGAGCGAUACCUGAAGACCUUCCGCCAGUCUGGCUUCCUCUUGGCCAGGGACCUCAGCCACCUAGACAAUGGAGCUCUUAUCCAGCUGGGUGUAACUGCCACCGGGCACAGGAAGAGAAUUCUGAGACUGGUCCAGCACAUUCAGAGGGCUACCAAUCCGAAUCAGUCGACAUCAGAGCCCUUGGAGCCCUUAUUGGACCGUUGUCAGUCUGAGUCUGACAUUAAUUCCACACCCAUCCAAUCAGGAGGGCCGAGGUCUGACCAAGGGGGCGGAACCGGGGCCAUUCCGUUUGAAGCGUUCCGGAAUAGUUCUGUUCCUAACAUUCCAUCCAUGUUGAUGAACUCCGGGUCAGAACAACAGCAGCAGUACAAUGGGAAUGUUGUCAUAAAACCGGUUCCAAAACCUAGAACGGUGUUUUACAGACACAAAACAGAACCCGCUCGGUUUCUAUCCUGUCCCAUACCACCGACACCACCAGAUCCUCAUGUUCUAACCCUAACCAGGAAACCAUCUCAGGAAUCUCUCUGUUUCACCAUAUUAGAAGGUUUGGCUUCAGGAGAAUUUAACACUGACACAGUGAUGGUGGGGCCUACCCCUACCCAUAACCCUAUCCCUAACCCUGCCCCUAACCCUAACCCUGCUCCUAACCCUACCCCUACCCUGAGACACAGCCUAAGCCUGAGAGAGAGGAGGCUGAGUAACUCCUCAGACUCUGGAGGUCCCCAGCCCCCUGUUCCCCCUCGGCUGAACCGAGGUACCCCUCCAGCCAUGUUUAGGGGACCUACAUCCACACCACCGUCAUCUGGUGGAAGGACUGAACAAAACCAGGACCAGUGGACGACAACCCCACCUCCCUCAUCCUCCUAUGAUAACACUGGAUUCCCCUCUCUGGCCACUUCCCCUCCUGGCUCCCCGAUGGAGAUGGUCUCCAAUGAGAUCUACUGUGGCACUUCACCUGGCACGGCAGCUAGUAGAGGACGGAUUCCCUGCAACGCUCCUCAAACACCACCACGGCCAGAGAUCCACACCACUCCUGAAAGAAUUAGCACUUUAAGUAACAACUCUUGUGAAUCGUCCCACGGAGUCCCCAUGGAGAACCCAGAGGAGGAGAUCAGUCCCUACUGUGAAACCGUCUUCCAGACCAGACGACCACUGCAGCACUCUGAGGCGGAAAGGACCAACAGUGAAGGAAAGGCAGGAAUGACAAGAGCAGAGGAAGAGAAACACGGAGAGGAUCAUGGGACACCCAAACUCUCCUGGGCCAAACGUCUGUCCCACGCCCUCCACAGUGAGUCCCAGGGCUACAGCACAGUAGGAGAGGCAGCACCACCCCCUCGCUGCCUCUCCUUACCCCCCAACCUGUACCCCUCGGAGCCGGAUGAGGACCAGACGAUAUCCCCCUACGCCAGCUACACCUCUCUCUCUGAGCAGACUGAACCCAUCAUCUGUGGCUGGCUGGAUAAGCUAUCACCACAAGGGAACUAUGUAUUCCAGAAACGCUAUGUGAAGUUUGAUGGCAAAAAUCUGCUGUACUUCGGCAGUGAAAAGGACCCGUACCCCAAAGGAGUGAUUCCUCUGGCUGCGAUACAGAUGGCCCGCAUGGCCAAAGACAAUAAAUUUGAGAUAGUGACAAGUCACAGGACGUUUGUCUUCCGGGCUGAUAACGAAGUGCAGAGACAUCAGUGGUGCAGUAUCCUACAGGGGAGGGUGAAGGAACAGCUUGUGUUCGGGCGCCCUCGCUUCGGUCCUGGCAGCCACUGUCAGAGGAGUGGUCCUCUGGAGCUCAAAGGGACCAAGUCAAAAGUCUACGUGGCCAUCAACACAGAGCAGGUCUGGCUGUACAAGACUGAACAGUGUUUUAGGAAUGGGAUAGGAAUCACGCUGAUCGAGGCCAGAGGAGCUACGAUUAGAGACGGCAAAGGAAAAAGCUUUGACCUCAUCACUCCUUACAAAACAUUCAGUUUCACAGCUGAGUCUGAGCGGGAUAAGAGGGACUGGAUGGAAGCUGUACAGGAGUCCAUAGCAGAGACCCUGUCUGACUACGAGGUGGCUGAGAAGAUCUGGUCCAACAGGUUUAAUAAGCUCUGUGCUGACUGCCAAGCAGUCAACCCAGACUGGGCCUCCAUAAACCUCUGUGUUGUCAUCUGUAAGAACUGUGCAGGUCAACACAGAGGUCUGGGGACUAUGGUGUCUAAAGUACAGAGCCUGAAACUGGACACCAGCGUGUGGAGCAAUGAGAUCGUGCAGCUCUUCAUAAUGCUGGGGAACGACCGAGCCAAUGAGUUCUGGGCGGCCAGGUUAUCUCCAGCUGACGAGUUAGACCAUGAUGCCACACCGGACCAGCGGAGAGAGUUUAUCAUCCAUAAGUACCGUGAGGGGCGCUACCGACUCCCCCACCCCAACUUCAACACACAGGAGGAGCUGCUCAAGGUUCUGUGUACUGCUGUGACCGAGCAAAACCUGCUGAAGACGGUCACCCAGAUCUUCACCGAGGCAGAAGCUGUCCGAGCCCGCCUCGCUGCCUCUAAUGGAUAUGACAAGCAUCUGUCUCAGGAAUACUCCCUCCCGCAAGGCACCUCAGACCCCAGUGUGUAUGAUGAGAUUAUGCAGGCCGUGCUGCACUCCGGCUACCUCUACAAGUCAGCCUCAAUGAACAAAGGGACAUUAUCCAGGAAAACCAGAGAAGAUUUCCAGAAGUACUGGUGCACGGUGGAGAGGUCUCUUCUGUUCUAUGAGUCUGACCGAUGUCCUGAUCCGAGCAUGAAGAUCAACGUCAAAGACAUCGUCUGUCUGGGGGUCAGCAGGCCGGACUCCUGCAACAACAACGGCUUCGUUGACAGGUUUCUCUAUACGUUUCAACUGUACUUGUCCUCAGAGAAGCUCUAUCAGUUUGGAUUGGAAACUCCUGAUGCACUGCAAUGUUGGGUCAAGGCCAUUGGAAAGGCCGCCACACCUUUAAGCUGCCACUGCCUGCUAGCGAGGGAGUUUGAGCGGGUGGGAGUGCUGCGUUACAAGGCCAUGCGAGACCCUUCUCAGUGGAAAGAGGGAUAUUUUGUCCUUCAGAAGUCUAACCUCUUCAUCUGCCCAGGGAACGACGGAGCAGCUGAGGACAUUAUCAAUCUUAAACGUCUGCAAGAGCUCAGUAUAGUAACUGAGAACCAAAACCAUGAGAAGAAGGAAAUUCUGGUUUUGGUUGAAAAAGGAAGGACGCUGCACCUCCAGGGGAUGGGUCGGUUAGACUUCUCCCUGUGGUACGCAGACAUCCAGAGAGCUGCCGGAGGGAAGGGCAACACCCUGAGAGAACAGCAACUCAGCAGGAAUGAUAUCCCCAUCAUCGUAGACAGCUGCAUCGCCUUCAUCACACAGUAUGCUUGGAUCAAGAGGUAA